Callithrix jacchus (white-tufted-ear marmoset) is the source of this 2051-nucleotide messenger RNA. NCBI's taxonomy places the organism in Eukaryota, Metazoa, Chordata, Mammalia, Primates, Cebidae. The record is from RefSeq and is a predicted model, not a curated record.
UUGUGUAUCGAGAUGGAGUGGGAGAUGGUCAGCUUCAAGCAUUGCUUGACCAGGAAGCAAAACAGAUGUCAACCUACUUAAAACCCAUCUCUCCUAACAAUUUUGCUCUAGCUUUCAUUGUGGUGAAGAAACGAAUAAACACUAGAUUUUUUCUUAAAUGUGGAAGCCGUUUUGAAAAUCCACGUCCAGGAACAGUUAUUGAUGUAGAGUUGACUAGGAAUGAAUGGUAUGACUUUUUUGUCGUGAGUCAGCAUGUGAAAGAAGGGACUGUUACCCCCACUCAUUAUAACGUCAUCUAUGACACGAUUGGCUUGAGCACAGAUACAGUGCAGCGUUUAACUUACUGUCUGUGCCACACGUAUUAUAAUUUGCCAGGCACCAUUCGAGUUCCAGCGCCUUGCCACUAUGCCCACAAGCUGGCAUAUGUCGUGGGGCAGUCCAUUCACGAGAAACCGAAUCGUUCACUGUCAACCCUUCUCUUUUACCUUUGACUUGUAGCAGACCUGAUGAGGUACUGAAAGCACAACUUGUCAAUCUGUCUUCCUUUUGGAGCAGGAUGUCUGAAAUAUUUUCCUGCUUUAUAGCUUUAAAUUCUCAUCGUUCUUGAUUGGACACGAGAGAGAUUCGGAGUGAUACGUUCUACUCUCAGUACUACCACGGACUGAUCUUUCCAGAGUAGAACUGACAGGGUUUGGCUUGCAUUUUCCCUUUCAAAUCGGUGUCAGAGAUCUUAUAACUAAAUGUGACUGAACGUGUUCCACCCCAAGCAGGGCCACUCGGAUAAUUGAAAAGACUGGGCAUCUGUCAACAACUCUACUUUUCCAACUCUACUUGGAAAACUAUAUCUACUUUAGUUUUGAAACUUUUUUGUUAGGCAGGAAAGGAAGACAUCAAAAUAAUAACACUGGAUUUCUGUUUAAUGUUUUGUAUUUAGAAUUAAGCUAUUACUGAUGAGUUACAUAGGAAGCACUGUGUUAUUCCUUGUACUCGGGUGGGAAUUUGGAUGUAUUUGGGUGGAGUGGUCAUAAUGAAAGCUUGAUUAUGCUUGUAAUUCCAGCACUUAGGGAGGCCGAGGUGGGCGGAUGACCUGAGGUCAGGAGUUCGAGACCAGCCUGGCCAGUAUGGUGAAAUCCCAUCUCUACUAAAAUUACAAAAAUUAGCUGGGCGUGGUGGCGGUGCCUGUAGUCUCAGCUACUCGGGAGGCUGAGGCAGAAGAAUCGCUUGAACCCAGGAGGCGGAGGUUGCACCACUGCACUCCAGCCUGGGUGACAAAGUGAGACUCUGUCUCAAAAAUAAAAAGCUGGCAGCUUAGGAGCAUAAACAUUUGGUUGCUUUUUUCCCACAAAGAAGGAAAGCUAAACUCUGUUAAUGAAUUUGUCUAUUUCAUUCUAUCGCACAGUCCCAGUGUAUUAUGUUAGCCGUAUCGUAAUUAGACAUCUUCAGUAAGUUAUUUAAGUGAAGCUAUUAUGUUUUUCUAGAAAGCAGACUUUUUUCUCUCCUACUAUCCUUAAUUAGACUCAGGAGACAAUGUUUUUUUCUUUCUUUUUUUUUUCUUUUGAGAUGAUGUCUUGCUCUUGUUCCCCAGGCUAGAGUGCCAUGGCGUGAUCUUGGCUCACUGCAGCCUCUGCCUUCUGGGUUCAAGCGAUUCUCCUGCCUCAGCCUCCCAAGUAUCUGGGACUACAGGCAUGUGCCACCAUGUCUGGCUAAUUUUUGCAUUUGUAGUAGAGACAGGGCUUUGUCAUGUUGUCCAGGCUUGUCUCGAACUCCUAACCUCAAGUGAUCCGCCUGCCUCGAUCUCCCAAAGUGCUGGGAUUAUAGGCGUGAGCCACCUCGCUUGGCCUUGUUUUGUUUCUUAUACUCAUAAAUAAAGUGGUAUUGUAGAGGUGGGGAUUAAAUUCAAAUAUACAAGAAAAGGUCUAUUUGGAAACAACGUAAUUGUUUGAUUAUGUAUUAGGUUUAUAAUUUGAACUGGUCUUAUAAGAAAUAAAAUGGAAAGACUUUAGAAAACGUGUUGUAAUCUGGAUAAUGUCCUCCUGAACAGUUAUCGCCAA